Molecule: messenger RNA, 2505 nt
Organism: Recurvomyces mirabilis
Lineage: Eukaryota; Fungi; Ascomycota; Dothideomycetes; Mycosphaerellales; Teratosphaeriaceae
Exons: 2
Coding region: 1-2505 (834 amino acids)
Biological process (GO): chromatin remodeling
Cellular component (GO): nucleus
Molecular function (GO): transcription cis-regulatory region binding
Source: RefSeq, a predicted model, not a curated record
AUGCAGAACCCGAGCCAGGGCGUCGCGCCCCAGCUGCAACCCCAUGUCCACCUCAUCUCCAACCACCGCUUCCCCCACAUCGCCGCCCUCGACCUCGACCAUGCCCUCAAAUACCUCCUCGAUGCCCCGACAAUCGUCAAAUCCAUCGCCCCCAUGUCCUGGACCUACAUCCAAGCCCCCCAGGACGGCACGAUCUGGCUCGAAUGGCUUCCACCAAAUAAAGGCAGUGAUCAGUUCCCCUCCGAUGGCUACGUCUGGGGCGAUCACGAAACCACAUACCGCCACGACAUUCAUGGUUAUACCAUUGAGAGGAUGAAACAUACCAUCGGCCAUCGCAUGCAAUAUGAUCAGAUGGCUUCACAUGCCAGAACGAGGUAUCAUUUGAUUGCUAAGAAUCCUUCGGUCAAUGCUGCGCCACCGGAUCCAGCGUUGUGGAUUGUACAUUAUCAUCAGGCGGAGCAGAAUCGCAUUUUGCCGAGUAGUCAGGUCCCUUUUACACCGCAAAUGCAAAAAGUGAUGCAGGAGCGGCAAUGGCUGGAGAACCAGGGCAAGCUGGAGAGGAAGGACUUCAUGCUGCACGAUCGCCCGAGCUGGCCGAUGAUCAAUGUCCCUUCCGGCGCGACGAUGCAGAGACAAAUGGCUCAGCCAGGUUUCUACGGUGCCGGUGUGCAGCAGAAUCGCUACCCGCAGUAUUAUCCUCAGCAAGCCGGUGCCAUGUCCGCUCAACCUGCAGCGAAGCGUCAACGACCCAAUCCACCGGUACCCGGUGCGAGUGGCGAGGUGGCAAUGGCGCACGAUAUGACGAUUGAAGAUGAAGAGAACACUACCGGCGGCGACUUCUUCGACCACAUCACGCCGCGGGAGAUAAGCAUGACGAGGUAUAUGCAACACCACCGCUGGAUGGAAGAAGUCUUCUCCUCCCCCUACGCCAGUUCCCAAAUCGUCCCCGCUGAUCUCGGGAUGGGUCUCAUGGGCGAGCUGAAGGGUCUCACAGACGGGAUCCUUGCGCCACCGAAGUUGGAUCUGAUCGACUCGGAUCUACCGCCUAAGCCAAAGGAAGCAGCGCCCUUUACGAACCUGAGCAAAGACCAGCUGGCGGAGUUCGACAAACGCGUAGCGAAGCAUUUGGAGGAAGGUCAGGCGGAGAUCGAGAGGAUGAAGGCGGAGCAUGCGGAGAAAAUGCAGGAGUGGAAAAAGAGUAAGACUCUUAUGCAGGCGGAGAAGAGGCUGAGGUAUGCUACGUGGGAGGGGCAUGAGAAUGCAACGUCUGGUUUUCGGCUGGAGGAGAAUGGUGGGGUUGCUGUUGAAGGUGCUGCGGAGAAGGAGACGGUGGAGGAUAUCGUGAGGGAGGUCGAGGAGGUGCUGGGGGUAAAGAUUGCUGCGAGGAAGCAGGUGGCGGAAAUGGUGGAGAAGGGUGGGUUGGAGAGGGAGGAGGAGGUCGUGCUGUCGGAGGAGCGGAUGGAGGUGCAGGGUAGUAUGGAGGAACAGCAGAAGGGAUUUAUGGAGGAUGCGAAGGCCUUGCAGCAGCAGUCUAGGGUUGGGAGAGGGGAGAUCUUUCACGGUGAGGCACCACAGAUGCAGCAGCAGCAGCUAUCGGGUAUGCAGCAACCGCAGUACCCCAGCAUGCAGGCACAACAAGUCCAGCAGCAGCAGCAGUCUGAUCUCCAAGCUCAAAUGGCCGGGACUCCCACCGACAACCAAGCAAGCGGCAUGGACAGCACCAACUUCGCCGACACCUCCCUACUCGACGACAUGGAAAUGUCCAACACCAUCGACUUCGGCGACGACCCGGACAACGAAAACGAAAACGAAAACGAAACCACACCCUUCAACUCCAGGACUACCGCCACUGGCAGCACCAGCCAUCAAAACCCAGAAACGAUCAAAGGCUCCACGCUCCCCUCCGCCACCGCACCAGACCGAACAGGCGGCCUCCAGCCCUCCACUACCAGCGCGCCAGCGGGUCCCACGACAGCCACGGCAGACGAACAAAACAGGGGUCUCGCGCCUGGUUUUCAUCCUAGUGGUGGGGGAAGUUUGGGCGCUGCUAUGGCCGCUACUGCUACUGUGCCUAAUGCUUCGGCCAUGGCUGUAGCAGGUGGGACUACGACUUCUGAUUUUGACGGGUCUGGGAUGCUUGGUGCGGAGGGCACUGAGGGGAUGGGAGAGGAUAGUCAGUUCGAGGAUAAUAUGUUCGGGGACUUGACGAAUGAUGAGGAGGAUGAGGACGGCGGCCAAGGUGGUGCUGCGGAUUUGGGCGGAGAUGCGGGCGCGGAUUUUGAUUUUGGUGGCGUGGGUGGUGAUGGAGAGGGGGAGGGUGAUGGGGAUGUGGGGGCUGAGGGGUUGGGGGAUCUGAUGGACGAUAGUGCGUUUGGGGAGGCGACGUUCGGGAUGGAUGAAGAUGGUGGGGAGGAGGCGGAUGAGGGAACUGGAGGAGCGGCGGGCUUGAUGGGGAAUCUGGGCGCUGGGGCCGACGAGGAGGCUGCUGCCGAGCGGGAGGACUAG